AUGAAUAUGCAACCGGGUGUUCCUUUUCCUAAUAACAAUUAUAAUGCUAUGAGGCCUCAAUCAUCUGGAAAUGUUCAACCAAACACUUUUAAUUAUCAUCCAAACAUGAUGAAUACUCCUUUAAAUUUACAGAAUAAUCAGGUUCUCCCAGAAUCGAUAACGUAUCAAUUAAUGGAAAUGAUAAAUUCAGCAAUAUUCCAACUUCAACAACAAUCCCAGAGUCCUCAAUUCAUAAUGCCAUCUCCAUCAGUGCAGAAUCCACCUGUUCCACAACCAUCAAAUGUACACACAUCACUAAAUGAUGCUUCAAUAGCCCUCACUGAAGAUGUGGAAUAUCUCUAUCAAGAGUUUGAGAAAAUUCAAAAACAACAUGCAAAACAAAAGGAAGUCAACAAAUCUGUGGAAUUUAUUGUUAGGGAGAAGUAUCAAACACACAAAAAGGAGGAAAGAGAAAAGAAAUUGAAAAAGGAGAUUGCACAGAAAUAUCAGAAUCCAUCGAAUAGGCAACAUAGUGCUGCAAUUAAAAUACAAAGGUGGUUCAGACAAGAAUUAUCGAAAAAGAAGGAUAAGAAAAUAACUACUUUAAAACGAGAAGUCGACAUGUUGAAAUACCAGGUUCAAAGAUUACAAAUAGAUCAAAAAACAACGUUACAAUUGGUUAGAUUGCUAUUUGAGCAGGUGCAAUUACUUACAAGAGAAGUUAGGGAGAGGGAUAGUAGCGAAGAUCAGUAA
Molecule: messenger RNA, 732 nt
Organism: Naegleria gruberi
Lineage: Eukaryota; Heterolobosea; Eutetramitea; Acrasida; Naegleriidae
Exons: 1
Coding region: 1-732 (243 amino acids)
Molecular function (GO): protein binding
Source: RefSeq, a predicted model, not a curated record